Messenger RNA from Phragmites australis (common reed), 861 nucleotides. RefSeq lists its product as uncharacterized. The record is from RefSeq and is a predicted model, not a curated record. The transcript has a single exon. The coding region runs from base 1 to 861 and encodes 286 amino acids. Lineage: Eukaryota; Viridiplantae; Streptophyta; Magnoliopsida; Poales; Poaceae.
AUGGAUGCGGUGGUCUCUGCGGUGGUUGGCGACCUCAUCGGCCGGCUCAUCUCCUUCAUCAUUGAGAAGUCCCAGACUCAGGCUGCCACCAAUGACAACAGGAUAGCAAGGCUGCAACGGCUGCUACUACGAGCCAGCACUGUCGUCGAGGAGGCCGAGGGACGGCGAGUCACCAACAGUGGCAUUCUCCUGCAGCUUAAACAGCUCAGGGAGGCCACCUACCGGGGCUACUACGUGCUGGACACCUCUGAAUUACGGGCCUCUCAACCGAAGAGAAGGGUAGCGGUGAGCACUUACAAUCUUCAAAGCGACACCGACAAUUUAGAAGCGGCCCUCGACGGUAUGGAAGAGUUCCUCCUAGUAUUGAUGCACUGCCCUCCUAUCGCUCGUCAACCAUACAGUGUUUAUCUAUUCAUGGAGAGGUGCAUGUUUGGUCGACAUGCGGAGAAAGAGCAUAUUGUUAACUUCUUACGGCUUCCGUGUUCAUCUUUGGAUGUCCUCCCCGUUAUUGGGCCUUCUUAUGUUGGGAAAAGGACCCUAGUCGAGCAUGCAUGCAGAGAAGAAAUUGUGCAGAGAAACUUCUCGCAUAUUUUGCGUCUCAGCGGUGAUGAUCUCAAGAAUCUAGGGAAUAAUAACGCUUUGGAUAGCUGCAGGAAGUUAGGGAGGUUCUUGAUUGUUGUGGAGCUUGUUCACGACACAGAUGAGGUAGCAUGGGGUAAGAUUUACCAUGCCUUAGGCCAUAGAGCAAGCGGUAGCAAGGCCAUACUUAUCAGCCGAAUGGAUCAGGUGUCGAGUAUGGGGACAACGCAAACUCUUAGGCUGACGAGGUUACAACAAGAGGAGUACUGGUAUUUUUUUUAG